AACCUUCCCCUUUUGCCAAAAUUGUCGCUCGAGAUGGCUCCGCCGGCGGAAGCGAAUAAGAAGAAGCCCGAAGAGACCCCAAAAAGGGUCCACAAACCCGGCAAACCCAGAAACUAUGACUUAGGAAAUGGCGUGCUCAGGUUCUCCAGAACCAAAAUGUACCAUAAAAAGGCCUUGUAUAAAUUUGUGGGCAAGAAGACUAAGACCACGAAAAGGCCGCAGAAACCUCGCGUUAUUGAAAAACCAAUUGGCGGUGAGAAGAACGGAGGGAAGAGAUUCGUUUUAGUGAAAAAACGCAGGGCGUCUUACCCCACCCAAGACAGGAUCAAGCCCAGGCCGGCGAAGAAGACUUUCAAACAACACACGCGUACCCUGCGGGACUCGAUUACCCCCGGGACCGUACUUAUCCUUCUGGCCAGCUCCCACAAGGGAAAGAGGGUUGUUUUCCUCAAACAGCUCCACUCUGGCUUGCUUCUUGUAACCGGACCUUUCGGCAUCAACGCCUGCCCCUUGAGACGUGUCAGUCAGCGUUACGUCAUCGGCACGCAGACGAAAAUCGAUAUCAGUGACGUGAAGUUACCCGAUAAUAUCGAUGACAAAUACUUUGCCAGGAAAAGGGAGAAGCGUGCGAAAAAGGAAGAGGGAGAUAUUUUCCAGACCAAAAAAGAGGGGUACAAAGUCAGCGACCAGAGGAAGACCGACCAGAAACAGGUGGACCAACAGGUGUUGGCCGCCAUCCGGAAGCAUCCGGAUAGGAAGCUCCUCCUAGCCUACCUUUCGGCCAUGUGGGGUCUCCGUUCAUCGCAAUUCCCCCACAGGCUAAAAUUCUAGAUGCGUUAAGUUGGAAAAUUACCACGAUUUAUCGAUUUGACUUGUUGUACAUGUAUAGUUUCAAUAAAUUGUGGGUUUAUAUAUUUUU
This is a messenger RNA of Anoplophora glabripennis (Asian longhorned beetle), 919 nucleotides long. It is a transcript of the gene RpL6, whose product is annotated as 60S ribosomal protein L6. Gene Ontology annotation, biological process: ribosomal large subunit assembly; cytoplasmic translation. The record is from RefSeq and is a predicted model, not a curated record. Gene Ontology annotation, molecular function: RNA binding; structural constituent of ribosome. The transcript has 5 exons. The coding region runs from base 34 to 831 and encodes 265 amino acids. Gene Ontology annotation, cellular component: ribosome; cytosolic large ribosomal subunit. Lineage: Eukaryota; Metazoa; Arthropoda; Insecta; Coleoptera; Cerambycidae.